GGGUAGUUUAUAAUACAAACUGCACCACUCCGAAAGCGAUGCGCAAACUUCAAGGCAGUUACCAAGGUGCCUUUGAGUCAGUCCCUCCUGGCCAGAGGCUCGGCUCGGUGGACCAGAAACGAAACGUAACUGGAUCCCCGCCCCCAGCGCUGCGAGGCAGUUUCGGUUUCCAGGCACUGGCCCUGGCGGCUUGUCCCUAGGGUGCCUCCUAGGAAAACCUCCGCCGCGCUCAAAUCCGAGGCGACUUUUGGGGAGCCAGGGCGCUCAUCGCUCGCGGGGAGCCACAGAAUGACAGCUGAACAGCGGCAGAAUCUGCAAGCGUUCAGAGACUAUGUCAGGAAGACUCUGGACCCCACCUACAUCCUCAGCUACAUGGGUCCCUGGCUCCAGGAUGAGGAGGUCCAGUUCAUCCAGGCUGAGAAAAACAACAAGGGCCCCAUGGAAGCUGCCUCCCUGUUCCUCCAGUACCUGCUGCAGCUGCAGACGGAAGGCUGGUUCCGGGCCUUUUUGGAUGCCCUAUACAAUGCAGGUUACUGUGGACUUUAUGAAGCCAUCGAAAGUUGGGAUUUCCAAAAACUUGAAAAGUUGGAGGAACACAGAUUACUUCUACAGCGUUUACAGCCAGAAUUUAAGACCAGAAUCAACCCAACAGAUAUCCUUCCUGAAUUGUCUGAAUGCUUGAUUAAUCAGGAAUGUGAAGAAAUCAGACAGAUCUGCUUCACCAAAGGGAUGAUGGCGGGUGCGGAGAAGAUGGUUGAAUGUCUUCUCAGAUCGGAUAAGGAGAACUGGCCCAAGGUUUUGAAAUUUGCUUUGGAGAAAGAAAACAACACGUUCAGUGAACUGUGGAUUGUUGAAGGUUUCAAAAGUGUCGAAAGUAAAGCUAUUGAAGAUGAUGAAAUGGAGAUGUCCAGUAUACAGAUUUUUAUACAAGAGGAGCCAGAAUGCCAGGUUCUCAGUCAGAAUCCCUGCACACCUUCAGAAGCAUCUUCUAAUAAUUUUAAUGGUCCGUUGAAACCAAGAAAUUACCAACUGGAGCUUGCUCUGCCUGCUGAGAAAGGGAAAAAUACAAUAAUAUGUGCUCCUACUGGUUGUGGGAAAACCUUUGUGUCACUUCUUAUAUGUGAGCAUCAUCUGAAAACAUCACCACAUGGACGAAAAGGGAAAGUGGUCUUUUUUGCUAAUCAAAUUCCUGUGUAUGAACAGCAGGCAACUGUGUUCUCACGCUAUUUUGAAAGACUUGGGUACAGCGUAGCGGGCGUUUCUGGGGCAACGGCUGAUAAUGUCUCAGUGAAGGACAUUAUCGAGAACAAAGACAUCAUCAUCCUCACACCCCAGAUUCUUGUGAACAGUCUCAACGAUGGAACCAUCCCCUCACUGUCUGUCUUCACCUUGAUGAUCUUUGAUGAAUGCCAUAACACCAGUAAAAACCACCCGUACAAUCAGAUCAUGUUCCGAUACCUAGAUCACAAACUCGGAGGGUCGCCAGGCCCACUGCCUCAGGUCGUCGGGCUGACUGCCUCGGUGGGUGUCGGAGACGCCAAAACCGUACGGGAAGCCGUGCUGCAUAUCUGCAAACUCUGCGCCGCCCUUGACACGUCCGUGAUCGCCACGGUCAGAGACAACGUGGAGGAACUGGAGCAGGUUGUUUAUAAACCCCAGAAAUUUUUCAGAAAGGUGGAGUCACGGACUACCAACACAUUUAAGUCCAUCUUAGCUCAGCUGAUGAAGGAGACAGAGGAACUGGCAAAGAAUGUCUCCGAGGAACUCGGAAAAUUAUUUCAGAUUCAAAACCGAGAAUUUGGCACGCAGAGAUACGAACAGUGGAUCGUUGCAGUUCACAAAGCGUGCAUGGUGUUUCAGCUGCCAGACAAGGAGAAGGAGAGCAGCAUUUGCAGAGCGCUCUUUCUGUACACGUCCCAUUUGCGGAAAUACAAUGAUGCUCUCAUCAUCAGUGAGGAUGCCCAGAUGAAAGAUGCUCUUAAUUACCUCAAAGCCUUCUUCCGUGAUGUCAAAGAAGCAGCAUUUGAUGAGACUGAGCAAGAUCUUACGCGGAGGUUUGAAGAAAAGCUGGAGGAACUAGAAAAAAUUUCCACGGAUCCCAGCAACGAGAAUCCUAAACUCAGAGACCUCUACCUGAUCUUACAAGAAGAGUACCACCUAAAGCCGGAGACCAAAACCAUUCUUUUCGUGAAAACCAGAGCACUUGUGGAUGCUUUAAAGAAAUGGAUUGAAGAAAAUCCUGCACUCAGCUUUCUACAGCCUGGCAUAUUGACUGGACGUGGCAAAACAAACCAGGCAACAGGAAUGACACUCCCGGCACAGAAGUGUGCGCUGGAAGCGUUCCGAGCCAGUGGAGAUAACAACAUCCUGAUUGCUACCUCGGUCGCUGACGAAGGCAUUGACAUUGCUCAGUGCAACCUGGUCAUCCUGUACGAGUAUGUGGGCAAUGUCAUCAAAAUGAUCCAAACCAGAGGCAGGGGAAGAGCAAGAGACAGCAAGUGCUUCCUCCUGACCAGCAAUGCUGAUGUCAUUGAGAAGGAAAAGGUGAACAUGUUCAAGGAAAAAAUAAUGAAUGAAUCCAUUUCAAUGCUUCAGACAUGGGAUGAAAUGAAAUUUGAGAAAACAGUUCAACGUAUACAGUUGGAUGAAAAAUUCAUCAGAGAUAGUCAACGCAAGCCUCAACCGGCCCCUGAUAAGGAAAAUAAGAAACUGCUGUGUGGGAAAUGCAAGGCCUUUGCGUGCUACACGGCUGACAUCCGAGUGGUGGAGAAAUCCCACUACACUGUGCUUGGAAAUGGCUUUAAGGAGUGCUUUGUGUCUAAGCCACACCCUAAACCAAAGAUCUAUGACAGCUUUGAGAAGAAAGCAAAGAUAUUCUGUGCCAUACAGAAGUGCUGCCACGACUGGGGGAUCCAUGUGAGAUAUAAGACGUUCGAGAUUCCGGUCAUAAAAAUCGAAAGUUUUGUGGUGGAAGAUAUCGCAAGUGGAGUUCAGAGGCGGUACGCAAAGUGGAAGGACUUUCAUUUUGAAAGAAUACAGUUUGAUCCUGCAGAAAUGCCCAAUUGAAAAGCCAGGUGGUGGUGGCACACGCCUUUAAUCCCUUAAUCCCAGCAUUCGGGAGGCAGAGGCAGGCGGGUCUCUGUGAGUUUGAGGCCAGCCUGGUCUACAAGAGCUAGUUCCAGGACAGCCUCCAAAGCUACAGAGAAACCCUGUCUCGAAAAACCAAAAAGGAAAAAAAAAAAAGGAAUGCCCAAAUGAUCUCGGAGCUCCUGAGUCUUGCAGUCCAGGGAGCAAUGAUGACCCAAUCCUGUCUUACACAAGCCUUCACCGUGUGGAAUGCCAGAUAACCUGACGUUUGUUCCAAGCAAUUCUCGUCCACACAAAGCACGUGCGCAUGACCUGCGGCACGGAAUACUUUGGUCACCAGUAACUCAUAGCAUGUGGCAGUGUGUGUUAAAAACUUCCCUUUUAGAACUUUUCAGAACUGCCCUACACCACUCACUACAUCGGGACCCAUGAUGGAUGAAGUGCCUGCCACAAGCUGGCUUUGCCCUUAACAAUCUACUGAAUUCUGACUCUGUUCAUUUCAAGGCCACCAGAGAGACGGCCAAGUCCACUGGGUACUUCUGAUUCUUGCUCUGGACUCUUGUCCUCACAUUCUGUCACUCACGUUCUGACACAAGUAUAGGUGACUGCGAGGUUCAGUAUGCACACGUGUGUGUCCUGAAGUGACAUAUACCUCUAAAAUUUAGAACACUAUAGCAGACAGCUAAGAAGGUGCCUCUGUUCUGCUCCUUUGCUGUGCAUCUCACUCUAAGAUCUGUCCUAACUGGGGCUGUUUCCCCUCCUUGACUAGACAUCUCAAACCAUGCUCCCUCCCCCCGCACCGCCUCUCUCUUCCCUUGAGACAGGAUCUCCCUGUAGACCAGAAACUAGAUCUGUGGACCAGGCUGGCCUUGAAUUCACAGUUCCCCUCAUCUCCCUGGUGCUGACUUAUGUAAUUACAGACUUAUGUAAUCAAACUCGGCUCUACCUAUUUUCAAUAAAGGCUAAUGCUUACUUAA
This is a messenger RNA of Myodes glareolus (Bank vole), 4064 nucleotides long. NCBI's taxonomy places the organism in Eukaryota, Metazoa, Chordata, Mammalia, Rodentia, Cricetidae. The record is from RefSeq and is a predicted model, not a curated record.